AUUCCUCUACGUUCCGCAUGGUCAUUCACUCUCCAGCUUCCUCCGGCCGCUGUCGAUCGAACGUCCAUAACUUCAAGAGCUGGUACGUAAGAUAAACCGCCCUAUAGUUUUCAUAGUCUACCCGGAGCUCUCAAAGCUGUGAACAUGUUGCUUGUUUGACGUUGGCGUCAUGCUAUCGAUAGUAUUGACCAAAGCUGACCGCCAGUUUCGUGUCACCGGUCAAACCUUCCCUCAUACUGCUCAGCGUCUUGCAUACGCUGCCAAGAUGCAAUCAGGAGUUUUUUCUGUUUUCUGUUACUCUCCAAGUCCCUUCUCCUCCGAUCUUCGACGUAGUGGGCUGAACUCGUUUCGUUCCAGGGCCCACAACCCAGUUCCGUUGCUGGCCUUGGCCUCGAUUCCACCAUGCAGAGGCGCAAUCAUUCUCUGCGACUCCCGUUGCCGGCUCGCAGGCCCGCCAUUCUUCGGCGAAAUGCCUCCAGCUCGUCCGAAGCCUCGCAUGCAUCGCAUGCUUCCCCUCGAUCGCUUGGCUCCGAGGACCAGUUCGUAUUCUCUCCAGCCCACACUCCUUCGACCGAGAACCCGUCAUCUCGGGUCAGGGUCCAGCGGUAUACGACGGACCCCUCAGUUGUCAGCACCUUGCUCAUGGGCAGAGAAGUCAUUCCCCGUCCCCGAGACUCGGAGACCAUUCCGACCACCGCAAAUCAUCUGCGAAUAACACCAAGCAGCAGAAGUCGGCCAAUUCCCAUCCAAGCUCCUAGAGUCUGCGGGUCUGGGCCGACUCCCACAGCUGCUUCCAUCCCGCCAGAACCUCUGUCAGCAAGAGGCGAUCGUCCUGGGGGUUACUUUCCUCUUCACGAGGAUCCCAAGUCCCGUGUCCAUAUCCCCCACCCUUUCCAUCUCGACAGCGAAAUGGCUCGGAAAAACUCUCUGCGCCGGGCCGCCGAAUUCAGCAAGUCAGGCGCGAACUCAAAACCAUCUCCGCCUGUCAACGCUUUUGGAUCUGCCGAACCCCCCUUACAGGGCCAGCCGAGUGGCUCAGAUACCGCCGACACCCCAAUCUCAUCGUACAUACCGAGCGGCCACCACGAGGAUGUGGUCCUCCUUAUGGGGAAGUACUACCCUUCCAACUGGGAAAAAAGGCAUGGAAAGGCGCCACAAGACCGACCAUCGGCCAUGACGCAGCCCAAUGCUUCCGUCAUCCGGUCCGAGCCGCAGAUCCCAAGGUACCAGGGCGGCCAAGGGCACCACCGGCGGGGCUCCGACGUCAAGCGCCGACUGCAACAGUACCAGAGGGAUAUGGUGGCACAAGCCGCCAUGGCCGCUAGUGCUCUUAUUGCCAGCAGCGGGUCUGCUCAUUCGGCGGCCGCGGCGUCCCUCAGCGGAGUGUCGCUGCCAAAAGUGCAGCUCGCCGCAAAUUUUCUCAAAACCCACAAGCCACUCUCGCCCAAGUUACGUCCUGUCGGUAGUCCUGGCCCGGUCACGCCCAUGUCGCUUGAAGCCGAGAGCUAUUUGAGUCUUAGGUCGCCCGCGGGUGGCAUGGAUGCGGAAUCGCCAGAGGAUGGGAAUGGGGACCGGGAAAGCAGGAGGAAGCAAUGGAGAAAGGAUCCUGUGUCCUCACCCCUCGAGCUGAGCGCUGUCUCGGUUUAGAUGCGGCUCUCCAUGGUGGGUCUUGCAGCUGUGGAGUUUGCAACGGGAUACCACUUUAUUUGUCCUCAUACAAUAUGAUACCCCUAACUAGACCGGACGGACCAAGGCUAUGGCCAGAAAUCGGAUUCAGGCGCGGUGAUAGUAAUACUCUAGACAUUUCUCUGGCAAUUCGCUGUUAUCUUCUGGGCCUGUCUCCGACUGAUAUCCCCUGUUCGUCAGGGACAUAAGGUAGCCAAGGUACGUACGCCUUGGGCGCGGCGUGCCUCACAGGACGCGAUGAGAACAGUAACGGCAUGGGUUAUGCAAAGGUGGGGAAAUGACCGAGGAGAUCUCCAUCGAGGAGAAGCGAGAAUAUAUAACAGUAUGACUAAUAAUCAAAUCG
Messenger RNA from Parathielavia appendiculata, 2029 nucleotides. RefSeq lists its product as uncharacterized. NCBI's taxonomy places the organism in Eukaryota, Fungi, Ascomycota, Sordariomycetes, Sordariales, Chaetomiaceae. The record is from RefSeq and is a predicted model, not a curated record. The coding region runs from base 403 to 1647 and encodes 414 amino acids. The transcript is spliced from 3 exons.